AUGACAGAAAAUACACAUCUGAAAGAGUUACAAGCAAAGGUCCACAAGGCGUUUGAGGCCAUUAACCGUCAGACACAAUCCAAUUCUGCCAUACAACAGUCCUUGACACAGAUUAUUAGUUCCUUAGAUUGUUUAAUGGUUGGUUUGCCAAGUGGAGCAUCAAACUUAUCUCGAGGGGUUGCCUCUAAGUCUCUGAUAUCUGAUGCAGUACUUUUGGAUUGUUUCCUUGGCGGAUUAAACAAAACGAGUCAAGCUCCCACCACUUUUGACUAG
Messenger RNA from Sphenostylis stenocarpa, 273 nucleotides. NCBI's taxonomy places the organism in Eukaryota, Viridiplantae, Streptophyta, Magnoliopsida, Fabales, Fabaceae. The record is from the annotation of a GenBank genome assembly.